AGAAGCGAGAUACAUUGUCCAUUUUGUGCACAUAGACGGGAUAUACACCAAAGUGACAGAGGGGAAAAUAGGCGACACAACUGGGCUUUGAGACCUCCCUAACCUGGCCUGGCCAUGGACGAACAGGCAGGGCCCGGAGUGUUCUUCAACAAUAACAACAACUCGUUGAUAGCCAGCGUCGUCGGUGGGAAAGCACCACAGACCGGCGACGGCGGGGGCGGCGAAGCGGCUAGGGCGCAGUACAGUAUCCCGGGGAUACUGCACUUUCUGCAGCACGAAUGGGCCCGGUUUGAGGUCGAAAGAGCGCAUUGGGAAGUGGAACGGGCAGAAUUGCAGGCUCAGAUUGCCUUUCUGCAGGGGGAGAGGAAGGGCCAGGAGAACCUGAAGAAGGACCUGGUGAGGAGAAUCAAGAUGCUGGAGUACGCCCUCAAACAGGAGAGGGCAAAAUAUCAUAAGCUCAAGUAUGGCACAGAGCUGAACCAGGGUGAUAUGAAGCCCCCCAGCUACGACUCAGAUGACGGGAAUGACACAGAGCUUCCGGAACCCCCAAAUAGCCAGCUGAGCUGGAAGCAGGGACGCCAGCUGCUGAGACAGUACCUGCAGGAGGUGGGCUACACGGACACCAUCUUGGAUGUGAAGUCCCAGCGGGUGCGAGCGCUGCUGGGUUUGACCGGGGACGUGGGGACAGCCGAGCGGACGGCCGAGCGCUGCGCCGACAGCAGCAUGGUGAACGGCACCGAGCCCUCCUCCCCUAAAGAGGGCGCCAAAACGGGGAAGCUGGAGAUGUCAGACUCUGCCACAGUGCUGGAGGCCUUCAAGUUCAUCGAGAGUGCGGCGGCCGAGUUCAGCGAUGAUGACGAAGACGACGACAGCGAGGGGCGAGAGAAAACCAUCAUGGACCUGGCCACGAUGGUGAGGAAGAAAGCGGCGGCGUCUCCGUCCCCCUCCUCCUCCUCGCCGUCCUCGUCGGCGGACCUGAGCGAUGACCCCGACACGGAGGAGGUCAUGAAGGGCUUCGACUUCCUGACCAGCGCCGACGAGGCCGACGGAGCCGCAGACCCCACCGGGGCCGACUGGGAGAAGGAUGAGCAGAGUCCGGGGGAGGCCUGGGAGGUGGACCAGGGCCUGAUCACGCGGCUGAAGGAGCAGUACAGGAAGGAGCGCAAGGGCAAGAAGGGGGUCAAGAGUUCACUCUCCCAGGCAGCACACCAGUGCUUCAGUAUGGCUCAGAUUGCCUUUCUGCAGGGGGAGAGGAAGGGCCAGGAGAACCUGAAGAAGGACCUGGUGAGGAGAAUCAAGAUGCUGGAGUACGCCCUCAAACAGGAGAGGGCAAAAUAUCAUAAGCUCAAGUAUGGCACAGAGCUGAACCAGGGUGAUAUGAAGCCCCCCAGCUACGACUCAGAUGACGGGAAUGACACAGAGCUUCCGGAACCCCCAAAUAGCCAGCUGAGCUGGAAGCAGGGACGCCAGCUGCUGAGACAGUACCUGCAGGAGGUGGGCUACACGGACACCAUCUUGGAUGUGAAGUCCCAGCGGGUGCGAGCGCUGCUGGGUUUGACCGGGGACGCAGGGACAGUCGAGCGGACGGCCGAGCGCUGCGCCGACAGCAGCAUGGUGAACGGCACCGAGCCCUCCUCCCCUAAAGAGGGCGCCAAAACGGGGAAGCUGGAGAUGUCCGACUCUGCCACAGUGCUGGAGGCCUUCAAGUUCAUCGAGAGUGCAGCGGCCGAGUUCAGCGACGAUGACGAGGACGACGACAGCGAGGGGAGAGAGAAAACCAUCAUGGACCUGGCCACGCCCGGUCAACCCCCCCUCACGGCCCCCCAUCCCACGCCUCAACGAGCACGAGCUGGGACGCACCGACGAAGUGGAGGCCAUGACGUUCCCUCCGUCCUCGGGGAAGUCGUUCAUCCUGGGCCCUGACGAGGGGGAGCAGAGCGAUCUGGUGCUGGGAGAGCUUGCCGGCCUCACCGUGGCCAACGAGGCCGAGAGCCUCGCCUACGACAAAGAGAGCAGUACCAGCAGUGCUGAGGCCACACUACAGAUGUCCAGUAGUCAGGACCUGCGUAAGACGUGGAGCCCCAAGUUCACGCUGCGGAGCCACUUUGACUGUGUGCGCGCGCUGGCCUUCCACCCCGUGGAGCCCGUGCUGGUCACCGCCUCCGAGGACCACACGCUCAAGAUGUGGAACCUGCACAAGACCGCGCCCACCAAGAAGUGUGCGGCCCUUGAUGUGGAGCCCAUCUAUACGUUCAGAGCACACAGGGGUGCGGUUCUGUGCGUGGUGAUGAGUUCUAGUGGAGAACAGUGCUUCAGCGGCGGAAUCGAUGGAACCAUUCAGAGCUGGAACACGCCCAACCCCAACAUUGACCCCUACGACUCGUAUGAGGCGUCGGUGUUGCGCGGCGCUCUGAUUGGCCACACGGACGCAGUGUGGGGCGUGGCCUACAGUGCGGUGCACCAGCGGCUGCUCUCCUGCUCCGCCGACGGCACCGUGCGCCUCUGGGACGCCAACGCCACUGCGCCCGCCCUCGCCACCUUCAACCAGGACCAGGACAUGGGCAUCCCCUCCUCGGUAGACCUGGUGUGUAGUGAACCCGCUCACAUGGUGUCGGCGUUCGACAGCGGUCAGAUCGGCAUCUACAACAUGGAGACACAGCAGCUCCUGCUCAAACUGGACACGGAGACGGCAGGGGAGAGUGAUGUGUCCUCACACAUCAACAAAGUGCUCAGUCACCCCACGUUGCCCAUCACCAUCACUGCCCAGGAAGACAGACACAUCCGUUUCUACGACAACAACACAGGUAAGCUCAUCCACUCGAUGGUGGCCCACCUGGACGCAGUGACCAGUCUGGCAGUGGACCCCAAUGGCCUGUACCUCAUGUCCGGCAGUCACGACUGCUCGGUGCGGCUGUGGAACAUGGACAGCAAGACGUGCAUCCAGGAGUUCACGGCGCACCGCAAGAAGGAGGAGGAGUCCAUCCACGCCGUGGCGUUCCACCCCACCAAGUGCUUCAUCGGGAGCGCCGGGGCCGACGCCCUCGCCAAAGUCUUCGUAUGACCGCGCACACACACACACACACACACACACACACACACACACACCUCUGCUGAGGACCGGCUGCUGGGCGGCUCCAGGGGACGAGGUGGAGGACUGGCUCAGCGGUCAGACAGGACUGGACUGAAGGGGAGUGGAGUGAGUGGGACGCGCAGCUGAAGACGCCUUCACAUGUCGACACACACACACACACACACACAGGCAUCUACACACACACACAUGCAUACAUACACACACACACACACACACACACACACACACACACACACACACACACACACACACAGGCAUACAUACAUACAUGCACACAUAUACACACACACACACAUACUGGCAUUUAUGCCUUUUUACACUCCAUGUCCUUUCGUGUUUGAAUUUCAUCUGACACACACACACACACAUGCACGCACACACACACACACACACCUCAUCCAGGCAGGCCUGGUAGGCUCAGUGGAUUCUGAACUCUUUCUCCUCCUCAAGUCAGCAGAGACCCUGCUCAGACUCACACCCUCAUGCAUGGACUCCAGGCUCGGAUGAUGCAUGUGUGUGUGUGUGUGUGUGUGUGUGUGUGUUUGAGAUGCCAUCUUUCAUCUCUCUCUCUCUCUCUCUCUCUCUCUCUCUCUCUCUCUCUCUCUCUCUUUCUCUCUUUCUCUAUCUCUCUCUUCCUCUCACACACACACUGAAGGUGUUCUGGGACAGAAUACAUGAUAAGCAAACGUAUGGACACUCCUAUAUACACACAAACACGCCACACACACACACACCCACACACACACACACACACACACACACCACACACACCACACACACACCCACACACACCACACACACACCACACACACACACACACACACACACACACACACACACACACACACACACACACACACACACACACACACACACACACACACACACACACACACACACACACACAGGUCUCCUCCUGUUUCUCUCCUGUUUAGUAGCCUCACCCAGCGGGGUAGAGGCUGAGGCCGGACUGGCAUUGUCUUAACAACUUCUCCACCUCAUGAUGAGUCCCAGGUUGCCCACUUCCUGUUUGUUUGUUUGUUUGUUUGUUUGUUUGUUUGUUACUUUGUUCAUAGAUGCUAUAGUCUAUGUCCAUACCACCAACACCAUGGAAUCUUGGAGAUCUUUGGUACUCUCAGACCCCAAGACUUACUGUGCCCAGUCCGAUCUGCUUGGGCUGGUGGUGAUUUGGCAGUGCUGGUGGUGGUUUGGCGGUGGUGGGGGUAUUUGUGUGAUGUUUUAUGACUUACGUGCCUUCGCAUCACAGCUGUGUCCCAUGAAUCCAUUGGUGGGCUCAUAGAAAUGUCUCUUUUUAAUUUAUUUUAUUAUUUUUUUAUUAUUAUUAUUAUUUCAAAAAGGCUCCCUCAAAUAUGCUUAAAUACAAUUUGCAUAUGAAGACGAUUGACAGCUAAACAUACAUUUCGACGUGGAUAUUUGACAACAGCAACAAAAAAAACCCACAAAACUUCUGUCUUCUCUGUAUCAUCUGCAGAUGUUUUUACACAAUUACAUUUACAUAUGUGAGAUGCCGUCAAAAGGGAGCAUGUGCACGACUGAUAUAUACAUGACUUAACAUAAGUCGCUAAGCGGUUCGACCGAUCCUUUCCUACCUAACCAGUCAGAGACUCUUGAUUGACCUCUACUUUGCUAAAAGCAGCUUGUUAAACAAAAAUGCCACCACUCACGUACAGUUCUAGUCCCAAAACUUGAUUUUGGAUGAACUGCCUUUUAAGUUUUCUUUUUUUCAGUCAUGCAGGAUGUUUUAUUUUUCUAUUUUCUUAGAUGCUUAUUGAAUUUUGAAGGAUGCUUUCUGCACUUUGCGUUGAUGUACAUUUCCCUACGUUAGCUACUUCAGCCAAAAACAAAAACACACAUCAAGUCGUUUCACCAGUCGACAGCUCCCACUCAAGGCUUCAAGCUGCUGAAUUCUGUUCUUUGAUUCAACACUUCUUUGCUGACAUUGACGUUACGGUCUGCUGUCUCCAGAGAAGGAAGUCUUAUGGAGGAUAAAAUGAUGUCUCGAUGUCCUUUCGUUUUACUUUUGGUCUUAACUCUUAGAAUCCAUUGCACUUAUGAGGUGCACUCAUAAAGAAGAACAAACGUAAACCCUUGACUUAAAAGGGAAUGGUUUAGUUUCUAUAUGUUCUAUAUUAAAUAAUUAUUUUGAAAAGUAUAUAUAUUUUCUAAUAACUAUAAUUGGGUUGUGAUUGUUUUUAUUUGUGUUGAUGUUUUUGUUUCUGUGAUUUUACUUGAAAACGAGGUGUCAGUCCUCUUUAAGGCCUAUAACUACUCACUCCAAAGAUGGAGUGCUGUCUUAUCAAGACUCGUCUUCUGGAAUGCCUUCACGGGGAGUUAGGCUGAGCGAUCAAACUUACUUAAUAUGGCUGUCAAAAAUUCACUCCACUCACUUUUUUUUGUCUUGUUGGUUUUACUUCCAGAUUUUGCUUGACAGUCAGCAGUUUUGGAAGCAAAAUCUGGAUGUCAGACGUAUAAGGCAUUUUCUAUCAACUUUGUUUUUUUUUUUGCUAGAAUAUCUUUUCCGGUUACAGUUCUGUAAAAAAAGAGAGAAAAAGUUGAUUUUCUUUCUUUCUUUUUUUUCCAUACUCAAGGCUCUUAACUAUGCUGAUAUAUCAGCAUGAAGGAAAAAUCUAUGGCUGUCUACCAAAUUCAGUGAUCUUGAAAUGUGUGGUUUUGAAGCCUCUAUACACUACAAGUUCAAGGCAAAGUGAAAUAACUGACUUUAAAAGUGUAUGCUUGUGAACGCUACAAUAGGAAGUCAUUUUCACGUGAUUUCUUUGAUUAGGUCGUGGUAGUCAUUUCUAGUCAAGAACGUGAAAUAGGCUAUCCAAUAGAAUAUGUAUAGUUCAACAGAAACAUCUAUUUAUAACUUCAAGAAAACGAUGUACAUUGAAUCGUGACUAUAUAUAUAUUUUUAUUAUUAUUUGACGUGUGAUGGAGUCAGUUUAGUUCACUAUAAUGUUGCGCUUGUAGUGAUUAAAAACAUGCAAGUUUCAGUGACCUCUCAUUACUAAUUAACACCUGGGAUGAUAGCUCCCUCUGCUGGUCAGAAAGGGGAAGCGUAAACGACAGGAGUGGUGAUGUGCUUUGCUCUGAUAGUAGAUACAGUUCAAUGUUAUUGACCGAGUCUUUUUAACCAAGUGUGUUUAUCGCUUGCGGAUGUUUUGAAGUGACGCACAGAAAUGGUAGGCCUACUGAUGAACCCAGUUCAGAGAAUUGUUAUCGAGGGAAAGUAACUGAUAUGUGUGUGUGUGUGUGUGUAUGUGUAUAAAUAUAUAUACACACAAGAGCAAAAAGGGUCUCUCUCUAAAGUCACUUUGGAAGUUUUGACUGGUGGUGUUGCAUGCAAGCACUACAGACAUAUUCAGACAGGUUUGUGUACAGAUAACAAUUUAACUAAGGAUUCAGUUCAGCAACUAACAAACAUCUGGUGUAGUCCCAGAUAUGCAUCUAAAGGGAAGGUCAGUAUGCUUUUUUUGUAAUUCAUGGUCGUGUAGAAAGUUCAGGGAGACCAUGUCAAGUUGGGUCAAAAAGAAAAAAAAAGAUUUUUUGUGUACAUAUUUUAUUGUAAUAAUAAUUGUUAUUAUAGUGUCUUCUUUUUCAUCAUUAUGUAUUAUGCUCUUUUUUCUGAGACGGGAGAGUGACAUUUAUCGAUAACAACAAUAAAAAGAAUAUGUUGUA
This is a messenger RNA of Sardina pilchardus (European sardine), 6790 nucleotides long. RefSeq names its product striatin, calmodulin binding protein (gene strn). The record is from RefSeq and is a predicted model, not a curated record. Gene Ontology annotation, cellular component: dendrite. NCBI's taxonomy places the organism in Eukaryota, Metazoa, Chordata, Actinopteri, Clupeiformes, Clupeidae. Gene Ontology annotation, molecular function: protein phosphatase 2A binding; armadillo repeat domain binding; calmodulin binding.